Messenger RNA from Lolium perenne, 953 nucleotides. The record is from RefSeq and is a predicted model, not a curated record. NCBI's taxonomy places the organism in Eukaryota, Viridiplantae, Streptophyta, Magnoliopsida, Poales, Poaceae.
GGCUCAAGCUGACUCCAGACGAAAAAUAGUUUGGGAGUAGUUAGAACGCUAAUCACAGCUCUUAAAAACUCCAUUAGGAAGGGUCUUCUCCUACUAGUAGCAGGCAGGGUAGGUUAUCUCUCGGCUCUAGCUAGCGUCUAACAAAAAAUAAUGCCGUCAAUUUCCUACAUUAGCUAGCUAUGUUCCCUCUAUCUUUCUCUCAUCAGCGCGCCAUCAAUCCCUAAUCAACCUUCGAGCUUCCGGCCGGCAAUGGGGCACCAGCCCCAGCUCUUCAACGACCCUUUCGCCAGCAGCAUCUCCUCGCUUGAGGCGGACAUCUUCACCGGCGCGGGUGGCCACCAGCAAUGGCCGGAACUCGACCUCGACCUCGACGGCAUCCCGGUGGCCCUGACAGCAACCAACGCUGGCACCUCCUCGGGCGGCUACGGCUCCGCCGGCGGCGAUGGCCCAGGCUCACACCGCAAGAUCAGCCACAACGCGUACGAGCGCGACCGCCGCAAACAGCUCAACGGGCUCUACUCUUCCCUCCGCUCCCUCCUCCCGGACACCGAUCACACCAAGAAGCUGAGCAUUCCGAUCACGGUGACGAAGGCGCUCAAGUACAUUCCGGAGCUGCAGAAGCAGGUGGAUGGUCUGGAAAAGAAGAAGGAACAGCUGACCCGGGCGAACUGCAAGCCGGGAGUUCUCAGCAUCAGGGAGAACGCGGCCCCGAUCGUCUCCGCCACCUGCAUCGACGAAACGGACGUCAUGGUCCAGGUCAGCCUGCUGAGCAACACGGCCGGAGCUCUGCCCAUGUCCAAGUGCAUCAAAGUGCUGGAGAACGAAGGGCUUCGCGUUGUCAGCUCGUCCACCUCCGCGUUUCAGAACAAGACGUUCUAUAGCCUCCAUCUUCAGGUACACAUCUGUCAUUUUCACUUGACGCUGCCACCUAUGUUUACUUGUUCUUAGCAAAU